CGGGUCCCUUGGAAAAAUGGUUGAAUCUCCAUUUUGUGAAGGCGAGUUCUUCCACUUCCAGCUUCAUUUUCAUUGUGAAUUGCUCUCUGCGUUUUUCGCCAUUCUUUCCCUUUCACUGUACCCAACUCCCACUAGGGUUCCCUCGGGUUUUUCCCUCUCCAAAUGUUCCUUUACUUGGAUUCCAUGCUACGCGUAGUUCUAUAGUUGCAAUUCACUUCCCGCGAAAUGGCCUCCGCCUUGCAGAUGACUCCUCAGUUAGAGCAGAUCCAUGGUGAAAUUCGCGACACUUUUCGAGCACUUUCAAAUGGGUUCCAAAAACUGGAUAAGAUCAAGGAUUCGAAUAGGCAAAGUAAGCAAUUGGAAGAGCUCACAGGAAAGAUGAGGGAAUGUAAAAGAUUAAUAAAAGAUUUUGACCGUGAAAUCAAGGAUGAAGAGACCAAAAGUUCACCGGAAGUGCAUAAGCAGCUCAAUGAUGAGAAGCAAUCAAUGAUCAAAGAGCUGAAUUCAUUUGUUGCAUUGAGGAAAACGUACAUGAAUAGUCUUGGUAAUAAAAGGGUUGAGUUAUUUGAUGAGGGAGGUGUAAGUCAACCUACAGCUGAUGAUAAUGUUCGGAUGGCCUCAUCAAUGACAAAUCAAGAGCUUAUAGACGCUGGGAAGAAGACAAUGGAUGAGACGGAUCAGGCUAUUGAACGCACUCAAAAGGUGGUUGAACAAACUAUUGAAGUGGGAACUCAAACUGCUGUUACAUUAAAAGGCCAAACUGAACAAAUGGGCCGCAUAGUAAAUGAGCUUGACACAAUUAAUUUUUCGAUUAAGAAAGCAUCCCAGCUUGUGAAAGAAAUUGGGAGACAGGUUGCUACGGAUAAGUGCAUCAUGCUGUUUCUAUUCCUCAUUGUCUGUGGAGUAAUAGCCAUUAUCGUAGUGAAGAUUGUGAACCCCAACAACAAAGACAUCAGGGAUAUUCCUGGACUGGCACCUCCAGCUCCUGCAAGGAGGCUUUUGUAUCUGAGGACGCCUGAACAUUUCGAGUAAAUUCUUAUUCUAGGAAGAUGUAUGCCUUCUUUGUUUGUGUUAUAUCUAUUUCGAGUGAAUUAUUGCUUAAAGAAGGCAUCGAGACAUGACACUGUGAGAAUUCAUCUGCUCUACUUGUAUGCAAUUCAAUCUAUUCUUGGCUGAGAUGUGCAUAUAGCUUGGUUGUGAUUUUGGUUUCAUUUCAAGACACUGGUCCUGUAAAUGUUUUACUUUAUGAGGUGAUUCAUGUCUUGCGGAAUU
This is a messenger RNA of Cucurbita pepo subsp. pepo (vegetable marrow), 1272 nucleotides long. Its product is annotated as putative plant SNARE 13. Gene Ontology annotation, biological process: vesicle fusion. Gene Ontology annotation, molecular function: SNAP receptor activity; SNARE binding. Gene Ontology annotation, cellular component: SNARE complex; endoplasmic reticulum membrane; Golgi apparatus. The record is from RefSeq and is a predicted model, not a curated record. Lineage: Eukaryota; Viridiplantae; Streptophyta; Magnoliopsida; Cucurbitales; Cucurbitaceae.